CAUUUGAUGCCCGCUUGAUCUUCCUCAUUUUUGCACGCUCCUAGAAGGGAGGAGAAAAGGCAGAUUGCAUGAGAAUGUUAAGCAGGGCAAGCUGGAAAAAAUCAGGAGGAUUAAAUUUUUAGAAUGGCGGGGAAGGCUGAGGUCUGGCCCAGCGGGAAAAUUAAAACCGCCCGACUGUGUGCUCUUAAUUCCCCACCCUGAGACCAGUUUAAACUCCUUUCCCUAGAGAUCCCAAGAAGGUGGCAAUUAGAGUUUAGUGGAAGCCCUGAGAUUUGGCAGCUGCUUUUCGUAACUGGGGGUCUUUGCCAUGCCCUCCAGCCUUAGGUGUAGGCUGACCUGCUCCUGCCCGGCCGGCUGCACAGGAAAGUAUCCUGGCAGCUCCUCUGCAUGACGCUGCUGUAAGCCCUGGCUGGCUUUUUAAUCCCACCAGUCUGUCCUUGGGAGGCCAGAGAGAAACCUGGUUGUGGGGAGAAACGGAAGCCUUUCAUGAGCCGGGCCCCGACAGGAGCACCUCUAGAGAGUACCAUGAGCUGGCCAGGUGAGGAAUGGAAGGUGGGGCUGCCGUCCCGGGCCUUGCGGGCCAUCGCCGAGGUGGAGCAGAGGCUGGAGCGCCUGCAGAAGGAGCGGCAGCAGAAACAGGUGCAGCUGGACACCCUCGAGGCCAUGAUGCACAAACAGAGGCAGAAGCACGAUGAGGAACGGGCCUCAUGGGCCCUUCUCUCUCAGGAGAACCGGAGUCUGGCCGAGGCAUGUGAGCAAUUGGAGCGUAGCCGUCAGCGGUUGGCGCAGGAGCUGCAAGCCAAAGAAGCCCAGCUGAGCUGCCUGGAGGCUCAGCUCGCUCAGGCGACCCGACGCCAAACGGAACUGGAAGAAGAGCUGCGUAGGUGCCAAAUCGAACUGGACAAGCUGCAGUCGCAGUCCCACUUGGCCCUCCUGCCCCCCCGCUGGGGUUCCUCCACUCCGUGGGCCGAAGGUAAGAAACCGGAAGAUGAGGAAAGGGCACAGGGUCCUCUUAGGCCAAGCCAGUGAGCAAGAGGCGCCUCUUCCUAUGUCCGGGGAUUAGAGGCUUUGCCAGAUGGAGGUGGAAUUAGCGGCUGAAGAGUCACGGGAAAGAGUCAAGGCAGCGUCUGUG
Messenger RNA from Lacerta agilis (Sand lizard), 1132 nucleotides. Its product is annotated as centromere protein F-like. The transcript is spliced from 3 exons. The record is from RefSeq and is a predicted model, not a curated record. Gene Ontology annotation, biological process: regulation of G2/M transition of mitotic cell cycle; metaphase chromosome alignment; mitotic cell cycle. NCBI's taxonomy places the organism in Eukaryota, Metazoa, Chordata, Lepidosauria, Squamata, Lacertidae. Bases 487 to 1029 code for a protein of 180 amino acids. Gene Ontology annotation, cellular component: spindle pole; nucleus; chromosome, centromeric region. Gene Ontology annotation, molecular function: dynein complex binding; microtubule binding.